Messenger RNA from Cryptomeria japonica (Japanese cedar), 1232 nucleotides. RefSeq names its product protein LEAD-SENSITIVE 1. The record is from RefSeq and is a predicted model, not a curated record. NCBI's taxonomy places the organism in Eukaryota, Viridiplantae, Streptophyta, Pinopsida, Cupressales, Cupressaceae. The transcript has 4 exons. The coding region runs from base 120 to 845 and encodes 241 amino acids.
UAUUCCAUAUUAAUAGAAUAAUACAUACUACUCAAUGAUACCUUCGUUCUACUCAACUAUACCUAAAUUACCGUGAAACAUAUGGCAUUAAAAUCCCUACUGCAAGAUCACUGGUUUUCAUGGCUCAAUCCAUAGAAAGCGAUGCCCUCAAACCUGGCGAUCACAUUUAUUCCUGGAGAUGGUGGUGGAGUUAUGCGCACCAUGGUAUCUAUGUAGAGGAGAAUCGAGUGAUUCAUUUUGUAGCUUCCGUUAAAUCUUCUGGGUGGAGUAUUCAGUCUAUUGCAUCUUCCUCUUCAUCUUCAAAGAUCGGUCCAGGUAAGCAAUGCCCUAAUUGUGGGUACGAUGGACAAAGCGGAGUAAUAAAGACCUGCUUAGAUUGCUUUGUGAAUGGACGAAAGAUCUACCGAUAUGAGUAUGGGGUUUCAACAAAGCAAUAUAAAAGUCGCACCGGAGGAACUUGCCACACUGUGGUAGCAGAUACAUCCAGAUAUCAAAUAAUUCACCGGGCACACGAUCUGCUUGAACAUGGAUUUGGGGAUUACUCUCUGACUGAUAAAAACUGCGAAAAUUUUGCUAUCUAUUGCAUGACAGCAAUAGAUGGCAUUAUGUCAGGGCAAGUCGACAAGAACUGGAUCUUUAUUCAGGCUUCCCGCUUCCUUGGUUCCUGGCUCGGACAAACUGGAGAGGAAAAAAUCAGGGAAGAUAUCGGAGAUUCCAGUGAAGGAUUUUGUGAAGCUACCGAAGUGAGAGAAGCUCCGAGAGAAUACACGCAAGGUAGCACUUCUCCUUCUCUGUGGAAAUGCGUAGCAGAGGAGUUUUGUGCAAACUACAAGAAGACCGUUUAGCGCUAAACGAACUGAAGAUGCUGUUUUCUUCCCUGCUCCCAAAGACGAGGAUAUUUUGGGGCAGUGUAGGCCCUUAAUAUGAUAUACAUUUCCAUUGGUUUGGAUUUGGUUUUUGAUUUUGUAAGGAUCCUCCAUUUUCCUGUCGUGGUUUGAUAUCCCAUAGUGGAAGACAAUAUAUGCCUUAAAAAAGUGGCAAUAUCUGACUUAAUUGGAUGGAGUUUUUAUGCUCUUCGAUAGUUCCUUGGCAUUUUGAUUGCAUGUGCAUUAAUUCUAUUGCUUUAAAAUUUUCAGAUCGUUGGAUUGCCUUCUAUUAAAUGAGCAAUUCUCUACCAUAUCUGUAUUGAUUUUUUGUGUAGUAAUAAAAUCUGUAACUUAUUAUCGAUUCAA